AUGGCUAUAAGCUUCAAAUACUGGGACGAUUGCUUGGAUCCAGAGGAUAUGAAAUUAAUGUGGCAGGAUCCUAUUGUAAGUAAAGAGUGGAAUGAUGCUGGGGAAGAGCAAGGACAGAAAGUUCAUCUAUCACGGGACCCUGAUGGUGAGGCAUAUCUUACACAAACUGAAAUGAUGGCAGUGGCGGCAAUUACCGUUCAUAGACAUUUCAAAUCUCAGCUAGACCCGUAUAUGAUAAGUGCACUUGCUGAAAUUGCUAGUGGAAGGAGACUCUUUGUAGAUACUUAUGAUCGUAAGACUAAAGAAACCAAGGUUGACAUAAUGCAGGUGGCACCUGAAGUUGCUCAAUGGCUUGGAAGACAAAGAACUGAAGAAUUUGUUGUUAGAGCAUAUAAGGGUGGCAAAAAGAAGGCUGCUCACAAAUCAACUUCCCCUAUCUUCCAGCGUUAUCUUUAUGUGAAAGAGAACUUGUUGUCUAUGAGACAAUCAAAAAUUUGCCACGAGCUUACUCCUGACCUAGAAAAUUUGUCAAGCGCAGAAGCACAGUUGAUGUAUUGGGAUUCCAAUGUAUCAGAGGCUGAUAUGGAUGCAAUGUGGAAACAUCCGGAUGUAUAUAAGGAGUGGAUAAAAUCUAGUGAGAGACGUGGAAAUGUACGAUUCUCCCAUGAUGCAAAGCACAGGCCUUACCUUUCUCGCGUGGAGGUGAAGUUGCUAGCCAGGCUGUUAGAUUCCACCUAG
Molecule: messenger RNA, 738 nt
Organism: Miscanthus lutarioriparius
Lineage: Eukaryota; Viridiplantae; Streptophyta; Magnoliopsida; Poales; Poaceae
Source: the annotation of a GenBank genome assembly